CUUGACUACACUAUCUCAAAGUAAGAAUAGUUUAUUCGAUAAAAUUUAAGUAAUCAGUGAUAAGGCGAUUUAACAAACAAUUUUUUAGACAGUAAACCAAACUGUAUAAAAGUAAAGUCAUACCCAGAUAAUUAAACAAAUAAUAUAAAAGAGAAAAAUCAAUAAAUAAAUAAAUAAAACGAAAUAAACAACAAAGUAAAUAAAGGAAUAAUUAUUCAAGUAAUUAAAGUAAGAAGAAACGGAAGUAUUAACGGUCAAGUUUCUUCGGGACAUGAUCCAAUAGGGUAUUACCAUUUUUACUGCUGUGGUUCUAUGACUGUGGUUCUGUACAAUACUGAAAAAAAUCAAAAAACGGUUAUAACCAGUCACGGAUUUACCAGUACGUACGUACAUACACAUAUGGUAUUUGAUUGCCAUUAAAUGGUAUUUGGUUGUGCUACCGGCCACGCAAUGACCAAACGUUGAUGAGACUGUCGUGGCAACGAAUUCAGCUUUGCGUCACGAUACAUUACCGUUGAGCCUAUCUACACUCAACGACAAUACCUACUAAUUCGGGUGUGGAAUUCUAUUGCUAAUACAGUAAUUCAUUGUCAAAAUGUCUAGAUAUUCUCCUAGUAUCGUUGAGUAUUUCGCAGAACAUGAAAAACACAGAUGUGGUUACUGUAAGAGCCCCGACACCAACUUUAGCCAUGGUCUAUGGGCCCACACUUUGACGGUGCAAGAUUAUCAAGAUUUAAUAGACCGAGGCUGGAGACGGAGCGGAAAAUAUUGCUACAAACCUACCAUGGACCAGACUUGUUGUCCGAUGUAUACCAUCAAAUGUGAUGCAUUAGAUUUCAAAAUAUCUACGUCUCAAAAGAAGAUACUAAAGAAAAUGUCGAAGUCUUUGAAAGAUGAUUUGAAGAGAAGUGAGAAUGCAGAUCGAGACGAAUCUAUUAUUCAAGGAGACGCAGGUUGCAUGGAACAAGCUGACAAGGCUCUAAAAAAUGUAACAGACAUUGAUCUUUCACUGGUUACCGAUACUUUUGAUGUGAGAUUAACUGCUCCAAAGAGCUCUUCCAAUCCAGACAAUGUCUUUGGGGUUGAUAACCUUUUGGGCACUGUGAAACAAGCUCGAAAUCUGACACCCACAUCAUGUAGUAGUAGUAAAGAAUAUAAGUUAGGGGCAGGCUUAGAUAAGAGUAAGCCACCCCCUAAAAAGGCAAAAUUGAUGCGGCUGGAACGCAAACAGAAUAAAUUGCUAUCAACAGGGAAAGCACCGACUGAAAUCAGCAAUAUUUUUAAUAAGGGACAACCAUUCACUGCUGGUAAAACCCUAGAAGAGUUAUUCAAUGAAGAAAAUACUGGGGAUAGUAAGUUGGAGCUGCGGUUAGUUAGAACAUCGCCAAUGAGCACUGAGUACAUGAAAACCUCGAGAGAAAGUUAUGAAUUAUACAAAAAUUACCAAAUGGCAAUACAUAGGGAUCCAGCUGAAAAACUUACGGAACAACAAUACACAAAGUUUCUCGUAAAAUCUCCCCUACAGCAAUGGGCUCCGGCCGAUGGUCCUCCUCAAGGCUAUGGUUCAUUUCAUCAACAAUAUUGGCUGAAUGAUAAACUGAUUGCUGUUGGAGUUAUAGACAUCCUGCCAUCUUGCAUUUCCAGUGUUUAUUUCUUCUAUGAUCCAAUAUACUCGCACCUUUCUCUCGGAACUUAUGGAUCCCUCCGCGAAGUGUGGUUAACUAGACAGCUCUACAAAGUUGUUCCAAGUCUAAAAUAUUAUUACAUGGGAUUUUACAUCCAUACGUGCCCCAAAAUGCGGUACAAAGCCAAAAUGUGUCCAUCAAAACUUUUAUGCCCAGAGACAUACGUAUGGUGUGAUAUUGAAAAUUGUUUACCAAAGUUAGAUAAAGAGAAGUACAGCAGACUUAACGAAGAUAUAGAUGCUGUUGACGAAAAUAUCAGCAACGAUAUUUCACAGGUUUUAAUUUUUUAUAACCGGAGAGUUAUGCCUUACUACAUUUAUAAACAACAAGCACAUCGAUCGGAUGAUGAAGAUGAAGUCAGAGAAUAUGCUGCACUUGUUGGCAAAAAAUGUGCCCAAAACUUACUUCUUCAUCGCAGUUGACCAUCUCACUAUGAUUCAUGUCAGAAGAAGCAGGUGCAGGAGCAAUCGUAGGACCUAAUGUAUUGAGCUGGCUUCCUUGAGGUGUCGUAGAUCUUUCCACCGAUGAUAUUUCGUUCCAAGAUUGAACUUUCCCGCUGCCUCCGAUGAAGAAGACUAUCAUACUGAAUAUGCACACGGCUGCACCAACCCAAAAUACGAUUUGCCAAUUUUCUAUUGAAUCCUAUGAAGUAUAUUGAAAUAAGAGUUAUUGAAGCAUCACUUUGAAACUGGACUGUGUUAUAUAAAUCUUAAUUAUACGUUUCCUUUGGUAUUAACAUUAUUAAAGUAAGAGAAAAUGAAAGCAAAGCCUUACCACGUUUUUAGCUGCAUAAACAUGAACGUUUGAAUUUUUGGUGCAAAUAAUUAAGCAGAGGAUGUAGGUCAAUGCACAAAAUUUGGCUGAAUAGCUCCUAAGUACUCUCCGUACUACAAAUACCAUACAAUGCAGAGACAAACAGUACUUAGGCGUCAACAGCUAUUGAUACAUACAAAAUGCGUUAGUUGAUCGUCCCCGAAAUAUUAUUAGAUUUCUUCACUCCAGAGUACUUUCCGUACUACAAGUUAUGUAUAAUGUAGAUACAAAAAGUACAAUGGUGUUAACAAAUCAAAUGAUAGGUAAAAGCAAUAAAGCCAAAGCAUAAUGGUGACUGCAAAAUGGUUAAGUAUUAAUGAUAUGCAAAUAGGUAUGAUGAACAUAAGUUCAUACAUUAUUAUUGAAAAAAAUACAUGUACACAAAUAUGCAAUGAAAAAUGAAAUGUAAGCUAGCAAACUUGAAUCCGCAGUACUCACCGUACUACAAUUUAUUCCAUGUAGUGCCAGUCAAUACUGAGGAUUCAAGAUCGCCGAAAUUAUUAUGUUGCCAAUAAACUAGAUUAAAGCAAAA
Molecule: messenger RNA, 3030 nt
Organism: Athalia rosae (coleseed sawfly)
Lineage: Eukaryota; Metazoa; Arthropoda; Insecta; Hymenoptera; Athaliidae
Gene: Ate1
Product: arginyl-tRNA--protein transferase 1
Exons: 9
Coding region: 596-2107 (503 amino acids)
Biological process (GO): protein arginylation
Cellular component (GO): cytoplasm
Molecular function (GO): arginyl-tRNA--protein transferase activity
Source: RefSeq, a predicted model, not a curated record